Tripterygium wilfordii is the source of this 1699-nucleotide messenger RNA. Its product is annotated as probable polyamine transporter At3g13620. The transcript has a single exon. Gene Ontology annotation, molecular function: transmembrane transporter activity. The record is from RefSeq and is a predicted model, not a curated record. Gene Ontology annotation, biological process: transmembrane transport. The coding region runs from base 224 to 1645 and encodes 473 amino acids. Lineage: Eukaryota; Viridiplantae; Streptophyta; Magnoliopsida; Celastrales; Celastraceae. Gene Ontology annotation, cellular component: membrane.
AGGCAAAUAAUUGAAUGGGAUGGGAUCAUGACCAUUUCAAAAGUAUUUAUCUUUUUUUUCCAGAGAUUACAUUUCCAACUUUCUUUCCGAUCACCCAUUUUUCUCGAAUUUCGUGUGGGUCCAUUAAUGGCAAGUAAUUGAUCCCCACCAGACAUCAGCAUUCAUGAAUCUCCAGCUAUCAAAACUACUAUUGCAAGCACGCAUCCAAUUCUAAAGUCCAACCAUGGGAGAGUCUGAAUCAUCUCCAGAUCCUCACACUCUCCUCCUCCUUGAACCACCACCAUCACCCACCGCCGCCUCCUCCAAAAAGCUCCCCCUCAUACCACUGAUCUUCCUAAUCUUCUUUCAGGUAUCGGGCGGCCCAUACGGGGAAGAGUCCGCGGUAGGAGCUGCUGGGCCGUUGUGGGCUAUCGUGGGCUUUCUGAUCUUCCCCUUCAUAUGGAGCAUUCCAGAAGCCCUCGUCACGGCAGAGCUCGCCACCGCCUUCCCAGGCAACGGUGGCUAUGUCAUAUGGGCCCAUCAGGCUUUUGGCCCGUUCUGGGGCUCUUUAAUGGGCUCUAUAAAGUUCCUCAGUGGAGUCAUUAACUUGGCCUCAUACCCAGUUCUGUGUGUAGAUUACCUCAAGCUUGUUAUCCCAAUUUUCUCUUCAGGUUUGCCAAGGUACUCUGCUAUACUGAUUACAACUCUGGUGCUAUCUUUUCUGAACUAUACAGGAUUGGCUAUAGUGGGUUAUACUGCAGUGACUCUAGGUGUUAUGGCACUUUUGCCAUUCAUAGCAUUGACUCUGUUUUCAAUUCCAAAAAUUGAGCCUGCUAGGUGGAUUAGUUUGGGCCAGAAAGGUGUACCAAAAGAUUGGCCAUUGUAUUUCAAUACCCUUUUCUGGAAUCUGAAUUUCUGGGACAAUGCAAGUACUUUGGCUGGGGAAGUUGAGGAACCCCAGAAGACAUACCCUAAAGCUCUGUUUUCAGCUGGAGUGCUUACUUGUUUGACUUACUUGGUCCCUCUAUUGGCCUCUACAGGGGCUAUACCACUAAAUCAAGAGGAAUGGGUUGAUGGGUAUUUUGCUACUGUGGGUGAAAUGGUUGCUGGAGAAUGGUUAAAAUUGUGGAUUGAGUUGGGUGCAGUGUUGUCAAUAAUUGGACUAUAUGAAGCACAAUUGAGCAGUAGUGCAUAUCAGUUUCUGGGUAUGGCAGACUUGGGAUUCUUACCUCAGUGUUGUGGGAAAAGAUCCAAAUGGUUUGAUACACCAUGGGUUGGAAUUUUGGUCACAACUUUGAUUACAGUUACAGUUUCUGACAUGGACUUUGCAGACUUAAUUUCAUCAGCCAAUUUCUUGUACAGUUUGGGGAUGUUGUUGGAAUUUGCAUCAUUUUUGUGGUUGAGGAAGAAAUUGCCCACCACAAAGAGACCAUUUAGAGUGCCAAUGGGGAUGGUUGGUUUGGUGUUUAUGUGCUUGGUUCCAUCUGGGUUUUUGGUUUAUGUCAUGACUGUGGCAACUACAAGUGUUCUGCUGGUGAGUGCCAUAUUGACAUUUCUUUGCAUUGUUUGGUACUUUGUGAUGAAGUUGUGCAAAUCAAGGAUGUGGGUUGAGUUUAGUAGGUUGGAUGAUGAUUACUACUUAAAUUUAGAUUAUAGUUGUAAUUGAUGAGUACUUUUAGUUGGAUGAGGCCUUAAUUUAAUAUUGUGAUUUGGAGUCUUA